Messenger RNA from Lactuca sativa (garden lettuce), 1399 nucleotides. RefSeq names its product F-box protein At3g07870. Gene Ontology annotation, molecular function: protein binding. The record is from RefSeq and is a predicted model, not a curated record. Lineage: Eukaryota; Viridiplantae; Streptophyta; Magnoliopsida; Asterales; Asteraceae.
GUCACAACUCCCAAGUCCCUCCCCUCUCUUCAACACAGAAGCAUAAACCCUCCGAGGACUGUUUCUCCCGCCGCUUGGAAUCCGAAACAAGAAAAAAGACCUCAGCGCACCGGUGCGCCCAUCGCCCUGAUGCUGCUGCUGCUGCUGUUGGGUCUCGCUUUUGGAUCUCUCCUUUAGAAUGUCACUUCCAGAUCAAUCCAUGGGAGACUUACCAGUGGAAGUCAUGGUCGAUAUUCUCUCAAGACUUCCUGUGAAGACAAUCAUCCACUCCAAAUGUGUAUGCAAGAAAUGGCUGGAUAUCAUUUCUGACUCUUACUUUGCCAAUCUUCACCUCUCGAGAUCACCUACAAACCUCGUGAUUCAUCAUAAUUUAGGAUUUGAUACGAACGGUUAUAAAAAACCAGGCACUUUAACAUGGGUGGACCUUGAAGACGAACUUGAUCACCACGACCCUCGCAUGACCCUUGAUCUUAAUCUUUCACCUAUUUUCCAAAAUUCUCAAAUACUCCCAGCAGGCUCAGUCAACGGCUUGAUCUGCUUAUGGCAGGUUUGUCCUAAACGUCAUAACAUUUACAUAUGCAAUCCAAUCACAAGAGAAUAUAUGAUCCUCCCUAGACAACGUAAUUGCAUAAUUGUUUAUUGUUUUGGUGUCGGUUUACUUACACAUGAAUACAAAUUAAUACGGAUCUUCCAAAGGGGUAUGCCUCCAUAUUCAACAUCAUCAUCUCGUAUGGGCCUAUUUGAAGCUGAGGUUUACACCCUCGGAACGGGUCAAUGGAGAAGUCUGGGUUGUGUACCAUAUUGGCUCAGUGGAUCCUCUGGGCUAUUUUUGAAUGGCCAUGCUCAUUGGAUUCUUGUUGACAGGGAUUCUCCUGAGAAGAUUUAUGCUUUUGAUUUUGACAAGGAGACGUUUGAUUUGUUCCCAUCUCCUCCCUCUUCUGAAGCUAUGCGUGGAAGUUUGGGGGUGAUAAACGGUUGCUUAUGUCAAUGUGAAAGUUUCAAUUCUAAAUUGACGAUUUGGGUGAUGAAGGAAUACGGGGUUAAGAAAUCUUGGCAUAAAGAGGUGGUGAUUGAGAGAAGUAUCAGCCCUGGUCUUCCUUUGUGGUGUGUGGAACCUGUGUAUGUAAUUGAGGGUUUUAAAGAUGGGGUUAUUUUGAUGGGGUCUUUUCGUGGUGUGCUAUUUGUUUAUUGUCCUCAGAGGAAAACAAUUGUAGACUUUGUAAAAUUUGAUCGCUCCUUCAAAUUCAAUGCAUGGGUUUAUCGUCCUAGUUUUCAUAGACUACACAACUUUGAGAAUGAGAGAGUGGAUGUGUUUUAAAGGUCAACAAUGAACACUGAUCGUCGUUUUUGUAUCAAAAAUAGUUGUUUUGAGUGUAGUAUUUUACUAUUGCCUUCUAAA